Molecule: messenger RNA, 2274 nt
Organism: Durusdinium trenchii
Lineage: Eukaryota; Dinophyceae; Suessiales; Symbiodiniaceae
Source: the annotation of a GenBank genome assembly
AUGUUGGGUAAGUCAGCCCCAACGAAUGCAGCUGUGCCUACAAGUGCACAGACCCCUGAGCAGUUGAUCGCAAGUGCCUUGAAUCAGGCCCUAGCUGGAGAGCGCAAGACGCUGCCUUCAUGGAAUGGUUCACCAUCGACUUUGAGAUCAUGGCUGAAGCUCAUUGCACUAUGGGAGUAUGAAUCAAAUGUCCCGGUUGAGAAGAGAGGCAUUAAGUUGCUACAGUCCUUUCCUGAAGGUUCCCAGCCAAGGAGAAUCGCUGACACGAUUCCAACUGAGGUGCUGCUCUCAGCCAAUGGCUAUGGAGCGAUCUUGGGUGCCCUUCACCAGAAGUACGCUCCGUUCUUGGAAGCCACUGCACCUCAGGCGAUCGACAAGUUCCUGUUCGAUGGAGAGAGACAGAAAGGUGAAAGCUUCACUUCCUACAUCGCGGCCAAGACACUGGCCAAGCAAGAAAUGGAACUGCAGCUUGGGGAGGUCAUCAAUGACCGACUAUGUGGCCGGAUCCUCUUGAAGCAUGCCAACUUGAACGACCUACAGAGAGAGAUGCUCCUGUUGAGAGGUCCCAUGCUUCGUCCAUUUGAUGAGAUCGCCAACCUUCUGCGACCUCUUGACCGACCAGAGAUGUUGGCCAGAGCUCAAGAGCCCUCCAGCUCAAGGAACUACAUGAUCACGUCCGACUACUAUCAGGACUACUACCCGGACAACCCUGAGAACGAGGAGGACAAUGAGACGGAAGGUGAUCCUAUGGAUCUUGAGAGUUGGCCACAUGAAGAUGGCGAUGAGUCCGCCUCUUGUGAUGAGAAUGGGAACUGCCUGUUCUACAUGGAGGAUCGUGAGUACCAGGAGACGGAGGCCAUUGAGCUCAAGGCUUAUCAUUUGGCCUACCGUGACGCCCGACGUGAGUUGCAGAAGCGCAAAACAGAAAGAGGCUAUGUGAAACAUGGUCGAGAUCCUGGUCGUUCCAAAGGAGGCAAGAAAGGAGUCCGACGACCUUUUGUCAAGGGUCGAGGCAAAGGAAAGUCCAAGAGGAAACAGUCAUCCAGUCGCUCAUGGAAAGGGAAUGAAGAAGACUUGGAGAGCAGGACACGCUGCUGGAACUGCAAUGAGCUUGGACACUUCGCUAAGAAUUGCCCUUUGUCUCAACGAGCUGAUGCCAGCAGCAGCCCUCCAAGACAGCAGUUUGUGGUUCACACUGGAGGACAAACAGCCCCUGGAGUACCUGCAAUGCAGUUCAUGAUGGCCAUGGGUUCUUCUUCAAGCAGUCCGCCACGCCGGCUGACGAUCUUUGCUGGUGUUCAGUGCUAUGCAGAUGAGGCCCUUGUUGACACCGCCGCUGAAGAGGCUGUGAUCGGCACUACGGCACUACAAGAGCUGGAGAAGAGCCUGAGGCAGAGGAACUUGAAGUGCAUCCCUGUGCAGGGAAACUCGCCACUUCCUUCAGCUGGAGGAGUUGGCGGAGAGGCCAAAGUUGUGAAGCAGCUGGAAGUGCCUGUUGGAGUCGCCCAGGUGAACGCGGUUUUGCGGUUCACCGUGUUGCAAGAUGAUGACCAGUUUCAGACUCCGCCACUUCUUCCAGUCAGCUUCUUGGAACACAUCGAGGACAUCUACGAGCUCGAGACGGAGGAGGACCGCAAGAAGCAUGUCAAGACCAAGAGCGCGGAUCCCGCUCAAUGGACUCUCAGGAUGCAGAUUGGCAAGCCCCUUUCAAGGUCAGUGGCACAAAAGACCUGGGCCAAGGAUCCAGACGAUUGCAAGCAUCCAGAAGAUCAACUUCGACACCGAGCUGGACGGGGACACUUUUGGUACACCUGUCUCGGAUGUGGCUCACGCUGGGAACGUCUCAGUCAACCAGCGGAAGCAACCUCAUCAAGCUCUUCUACGCAGAUCGUCCAACCAAUCGAGAAGAAGAACAACCCACAGGGGUAUCCGAAGAAGCUUCCAGCACCACGUUACCGUGCGGAUCUGGGAGAUUUUCACAUCAACGUGCAGCUGAAGGAGAAGGAGACGGUGCCACAGCUGACACAAGGUCCAAUCCCACCGACAGUGACACGACGUGGCGUGGAGGAGAUGGAAGGUUUGGUCCCAGUACGGCGUGCCAAGUCCCCCACGGCAAGAACCGGCACUCCACAGCCGGAGAUGUUCAUGAUGAUGUCCAAGGAAGAGUGGGAGGACGCCAUGAUGGACUAUCAGGAAGUGGUGGAGGAAGAACUACAGAUGGUCCAUGGCGAGCACUACACGGAGCACGACCGGGAGGAGUUCCUGGACCGUUGA